UCCGCUGCACGGGAAGAAGAAACACGAACUAGCCGCGCGCUUUGUGUUUACGUUUCGCGAGCUUCGAGACAAUUUUCAAGACAGUAAUGGCAGUAUUCUUGAUCCACGUGAGCGACAAAAUAUCCCUUGCCUCAUAAAUGUGUAACAUUAGUAGCAAUAAGUGCGUUCAUGCAAGAUACGUCUAGCCUGCAACGCGCGAAUUAGCCUGCUAGUCCAUCACGUCUAUACAGACACUCGCAUAUUAACGACAUAUAAGAAACCUCUCUGAAUGUAUGGAACCGCUCCCGAUCAGAUUAUGUUAGGGCAAUGAGUAUUUUGAUCUGAAUUCAAAAGUUCCCUAGCGUUACUCUCAGUAAUGGCAUGUUCCGCAGAUCGCAGUGACAGCGGGUCCGGAUCUAUUCUGCAUGCAGCGCUUGAGCAGCUGCGGGGCGCAUUGAAUCUUUCCUUAACCCUCGGCAGCCCGCUAUCCUUGACCGUCAUCGCCGUUGACCGCUACCUGAGUCUACAUCCCACCACUGAGAGCUACAGCUACGACCUGACAGUCACGGACGGCCGGUGGAGGGUAAAGUGUCAGCUGGCGGAGAGUCUGAUCCGGUGGGUAAAGAACGGCUCGCUGCGGUGCGGUGUCGGGGUUCGGCUGUCCCAUCUGUCAGUUGUCCACGAUGAGACGAGACUGGGUCACAGUUACCUGAGGAUAGACGGCAUCCACAGCAUCACGGAAAUGCCUGAGAUGUUUGACAACAUUAAAGAUGUGGAUAACAUCCCGCAGUGGUUUCGGGAUGAUGUGAUUCGCACUAAUGGACCUCUGCAGCUGACAAGGAAACAUUAUUUAUCGUUGUGGAUAAACGAUGAUCCUCACGGGAGUGUGUGGAUUGCCAAUAGCCCGCCGCCACACGUAGUUUUAGAUGUUUCUAAUAUUACUUUGCUUGGGGAUCUGGAAGCAUUCUUUCACAGCUCCAAACGUCCUCUACCACUUCUGGUCCGAAUUCUGCACAGAUCCAGAAUCCGGUACUAUGGAAAACCUGGACAAAAUAUUGACUUCCCAUUUCAGGUGUACUAUGAGGUGGCUGAUCAGAGUGGCAUUAUGUCAAUGGUCUUAUGGAAUGAACUUUGCCCUGAAUGGUUCCAUCGGCUAACAGUUGGCUCGGUUCUGUACUUGCAGCAAUUUGCUGUAAAACCCAGUUAUCAGAAACGCUCAAGGCCGCAGAUCAGCAUUCUCUCACUCAUGGCAUUCCGCUCCGUUGAGAUCAGCUUGAAUCCUCGAAGUCCAGCAACUGUAGUGACAGUGGUUCCACCGAAAUGUGUUCAGCCUCAAUGGGGUCUUCCUGAUGUCCCAUACAACUUUACCACAAGGUCAGAGGUGGAAGCCAACAGUAACCAUGCCAGUGACAUCAUUGGUCUGGUGACUUAUGUAGGCCGGCUUGAACGAAUCAGGAGCAAAGAAAAGUCUGGACCGGAGAAAUUCUGGGCAUAUCGGUGGGUACAUGCGGUAGAUGGGACAAGUGACUCUCCUUUUAUACUGGAGAUCUUUUCUUCAUCCCAGCCAGAGAUCUUCAGCAAUAUCUGCCCCAUGACGUAUCUGGUGUGCACUCAAAUGAGGGUGUGUCAGGAGGCGGAUCGUUUUGUCUAUUUGACCAGCAGCACAGAGACUCAGCUCUUCAUCACAGGCUGUCAUAAAAAGCAGCCGUAUGUGAAUGAGCCAAAGGUAAAAGCGUUCAUCCAGUGGACAAAGACACUUAAAGACAAUGUCAUGCUGCAGAAGACUGCUGUCGGAGGACACUACAGCUACCCUCCUGCCCCGCCCACCUUCACACCGACCACCAAAAACAACACAGCCAAUGAGACAUCAAUUAUAGCAGUUGCUGAACUGAAGGGGGAGCUAGAGAGUAUGCAGUACAGAGAACACAAGAGAGUGGCCAUACAGGGCUACGUGGCUGCUGUGCAGUACCACUCCUGGCCUCCAGGGGAUCAACAACCUGGAGUCAAUGCUGUACAGGAAACAUCACAAAGUCACCAGCAGCAAGGAGUAAGUGAUGCUGGAUCGUUUAGGCAUCACGCCACGAUGGAGGAGAGGUCUGUGGAACUGAGAAAAAUAGACUCAGCCUCAUCUGAUUCAGAUUCUGCGAUUCCACCCAAACGCAAGAGACUGCACUCAAGGGUAAAGCAGCGUCAGUAUUUUACUAGAUCCAAAGUACAGUCUGACAGUCAGGCUGGCUUUACCUCUCAUGUGGAAGAAGAGCCUAGUAAUGAAGCAGAACUGGAAGAAGAGGAAUCUGAGAGUGAAGAUGAACACAUGCUGAUCAGAUAUUCAGCCGCAAGAGAAGUGAUUGACCAGAGGCUGAGCGGUUCUCCAGACGCACAAUCUGCCAGCCAAUCUGCUGCAUUAUGGGAAAGCAGCAUAUGGCCACUGGUGAAGCAAAAUGUGACGGAUCACUUUUGUUGUGGCAGACUGGAUGAAGGAAGCAUUGCCGAAAAUUUUCAUUUUGAUGACCGAGAAGUUCUGCUUCAACACCUGAACCUGUGCCCAGCUAAAUGGACACCAGAUCUUACCCCACAGACACAUACUCACACACCUGUGGCCUGCACCGGCUACUUCAUACUCACUAUACUUGGCCUAAAUCAAAAGGCUGCAGUAGAUAUUCUGUUUUUGCCUGUUGUUACCCCCGAUGACCCCAGAGCUGCUGGAGUGCCCCAUAGUCACCAUGACAACUCUCUGCUGUCCUGUUUGACGACAGGACACGUGUGUGUUCAGCCAGAUGGUACUUGCCCUGAUCCAGGGACGUUGAUGAGUUCUGCCCCUCAGAUGGAGUCAGAACGUGUGGUGUGUAUCAUUGAUCUGUGUCUGCUUGGAGAGAACAGAAUAGAAAUGAUCUGCUCUAAACUGUACAGAACAGCAGACAUCUGCCAGCCUGAGAGCACUUAGAGAAGCCACACGUCAUGAAAAUCCUGUGUUUAAUGAUUUAUGUAUGAAUGUAUAUACACCAACAUGUAGAAAUGUUGAUCAGCGCUGAUGCUAAUAUUAAUGUUUAUUUUGCAUUUUAAAUGCUUUUGUUUGAAUAGACCAAAAGCUAAUUUGUUAAAAGCUAAUAUUUUAUUUUAUGUGUGCAUUGCUUUUGUAUUGUUUGUU
Molecule: messenger RNA, 3127 nt
Organism: Triplophysa rosa
Lineage: Eukaryota; Metazoa; Chordata; Actinopteri; Cypriniformes; Nemacheilidae
Gene: radx
Product: RPA1 related single stranded DNA binding protein
Exons: 15
Coding region: 356-2923 (855 amino acids)
Biological process (GO): regulation of DNA repair
Cellular component (GO): replication fork
Molecular function (GO): single-stranded DNA binding
Source: RefSeq, a predicted model, not a curated record